CCUGGCAACCCGCAUACAAACCCUGAACAUGGCGCUAUACCUGAGAAUAAGAGAAGUUCUUAGUAUCAAUGCACGACAGCUGUGCUCUCUUUCUGGAGUUCAGCUUCGCAUCCUUCCGAGCAGCAGCUGCUUCUUCGAUGAAGCGGUCCAGGUUCAGGUGAGCGGUUUGCCUCCUGGACAGAACGUGGAGCUUCGGGCCAAACACACGGACGACAAAGGGGUUGUUUUCAAGGCCGCAGCUACAUACCGUGCAGACCAGCAAGGAGAAGUGGACCUGAGCCGUCAACCGUCCACUGGUGGGUCUUAUACGGGUGUGGAGCCCAUGGGCUUGUUCUGGUCCAUGCUGCCAGAAAGUCCUCAUAAGAAGCUACUGAAGAGAGACGCGUCCAGCCCUGCUGUCUUCCACAUCGAGGUUCACAAAGACGGACAGAUCCUCACUGAAGAGACCACCGAGAGGCGCUUCAUGGCUGACGGAGUGCAGAGAGUCCCUGUAAGACACGGCAGGUUACGCGGAACUCUCUUCAUACCACCGGGUGAAGGGCCGUUCCCUGGAAUUAUCGAUCUGUAUACGUUAGGAGGCACUGUGUGUGAGCCCCGAGCGGCUCUUCUGGCGAACAAAGGAUUCGUGGUGUUUGCGCUGGCUUUCUACGGCUACCAGGACAUGCCCAAAACGGUGGAUAGACUCGAUCUGGAGUACUUUGAAGAAGGUGUGACGUUUCUACAGACGCAGCCUAAGGUGAAAAAAUCCGGAAUAGGAAUAUUGUCAAUCUCAAAAAGUGGAGAUCUGGCUCUGUCGAUGUCCUCCUUCCUUCCCAACGUAUCAGCCACCGUCUGCAUCAACGCCUGCAACGCCAACACCCUGCUCCCGCUCGAUUAUAAAGACAUGGUGAUCCCACCUCUUAUUCCCAACCACCAGAACAUAACCAGAACACCGUCGGGCAUCGCCAACGUCCUGAACACCCUGCCAGAUGUGACAGCGGAGGAGAACCGUGGCACGGUCAUCCCUAUCGAGCGUGCCAGCUGCAGAUUCGUGUUCAUAGUGUCAGAAGAUGACAUGAACUGGAACAGCGCCUUUUACGCGGAGCAAGCAUGCAGCAGACUCAAAGCACAUGGAAAAGCCAACUACGACAUGGUGAGUUAUCCGAAAGCAGGGCACUUUAUUGAAGUCCCCUACAUGCCCCAUUACCCGUCUGGGCUCCACGCCGCCCUGGGCAGUGUGGUCGCUUUCGGAGGAGAACCAAAAGCUCAAGCAGACGCACAGGUCGACGCUUGGAGAAGAAUUCAAGAGUUUUUUAAAAAACACUUAAACGGUGAUGAACGUUUAAGAUCCUCACUUUGAGCACUGCUCAUAGCUGAGAGAGGAAAUGCAGGUGGGAUUUUAUAGAUGACGCAUUUAUAAUAUAUCUACACUCUAUGAGCUGCUCCUUCGGCAGCUCGCUCGGUGUACGUAAUUCAGAUCUUCUGGGAAAGUAAUCAGACCUUGAAUGAAAUCUAACAGGAAAUAAAGUGCCUUACGUAAAUCCUUACGUAAAAAGGAUUUACGUAAAUAAUUUUGUACGCAAAACUGAGCCAAUCCUUGUUCAAUGUUGCUCCCUCUAAUGUGAUUUGACACUCAUUAUGGACUAUGUCGAUGACUUUGGAUUAAUAAACCUUGUUACGCUAAGAAAAAUGAUGCCUAAUGAAGGAGAUUCUCUUAUAUCAUGUAUUCUCUUAUAUUAUGAGCUGCUUUCUAUACCUAUUUCUAUGUGCUGUGCGCUUUGUCUGAAUCUGUCUAGCACCUGCACAAGUAGAAACCCGCCCACGCACUCGCUUAUCUAUGUGUAUAAAUACUCCUGUUCUGCACGAAAAAACCGGACGUCUCUGUGAACAGCGUGUGCGUCGGUGUGUGUUCAUUUAGACUCUCCAGGCCUGAAGCGCUCUGCGGUCAACCACACAUAGCACAGAACUAAGAGUUACAAGAAAUAAAAGGCUGUAAGGCUGACGGAGGACUGAAGGACAUAAUCUGAGAUUCCUUAUCUCUAACACCUUCCUUGUACGUUGUAGCCUAAUAAACCGUUGUCUUUGUUUAUUUGACCCGGAGGACGAGAGUUACGCGUGUCCCGACGACGCUGUAAACCGACACAAAUCAACCCGAGACAUGAAUAUAAAACAUUUUACGGUUUAAAAAUAGUAGGUAAUAAGCCAUGACGUGCGGUCCAGCCGACUCUAGCGCUGAAGAGUCUAGAACGUCGGAGGAUUGAGGAAUUGUGAAGGAUAAAUGAAGCUCGAAAGCCACAGACACAAGCAGGAACUAAAAAUAGCCGUGUUACACCUCUGUGACAACGUCAACACCGAGCGUACCCGACAUCUGGUCAUGUGUACAUGCUGAAUCCGGACUAUUUAUCAAAAAUGAUCUUUAGAUUGUAUUUAAAAUGUACUUUUAGUCUCAAGAACUGAGAGAACAAGACACGUGGUUAAUAUGACUUAGAAUCGAUCUCACGUGUCACACGUGAGAUGUUAAACGGAUUCGCGCAUUAACGUGGAAAAUGAUCAGUAAAAAUAACGGUCAGGUAUUUUAAUGGUUAUAUUUGAAGGUAAAGUGUCGGUGAGGCGGACUGGAGUGGGCACGUGGGUGCACGUGGGGCGUACGGA
Messenger RNA from Ictalurus furcatus (blue catfish), 2631 nucleotides. RefSeq names its product acyl-CoA thioesterase 20 (gene acot20). Bases 29 to 1339 code for a protein of 436 amino acids. The record is from RefSeq and is a predicted model, not a curated record. The transcript is spliced from 3 exons. NCBI's taxonomy places the organism in Eukaryota, Metazoa, Chordata, Actinopteri, Siluriformes, Ictaluridae. Gene Ontology annotation, molecular function: fatty acyl-CoA hydrolase activity. Gene Ontology annotation, biological process: acyl-CoA metabolic process; fatty acid metabolic process.